CGGCCGGCGAGACAAAGGCGGGGAGCGGAGUGGGGUCAGGCGGCGCAGCCGAGCUCUGUUUUCAUAACUGAAGGGAACUCCCAGCAGCACCCAGCCUGCUGCUACCAGCUCACUCACUGGAACCCGGGGAGCAUGAGGACCUGCCAACACUCUUAGGAGUUCAUCCCCGAUUCUCCAGGAAGGAAGAGAGUAAAAAAAACAGCAAAAACGCUGCCCUCUUUUCGGUUUUUAAGGUUUUUUUUUUUCCUCCUCCAACGCCCCCCCAUUUAGCUCGCUAGUUAGCCUGGCUAGCUGGUGUUGCUGCACAGACCUCCUCCUCCUCCUCUCCUCUCCUGCUGCUGCUGCGGAUCCUCCGGCUGAGGCGCCGGGAGAGAGAGCGCAGCUCUGCGGCCACAGACCCUGAGGGUGAACUCCCCCCCAAAACCAUCCCUGGUCUGAUGUGAUAUCCAACAGAGGGACAAUGCCCAGCCCUUUAUUCCACCCCGAGAUCAUGGACCACGACGUGGUGAUCAGCAGCCAGCACGGCGUGGGUCUGGCCCGGGACACGGACCCGGAGUCCCGGGACGAGGACCACCAGGACGCGCUGCGCUUCGCCCUGGACCAGCUGUCACUGCUGGCCCUGGAGAAGGUGGACUGCGGCGGAGGUGGAGGCACCGGGCUGGCCCUCGACCCUCUGGACGGGCCCCAGCAGGGUCCCCCCGGCCCCGACAGCUGCAACGGAGUGGGCUACGUGGACCUGCAGAUGCUGGAGCAUCCCGGCGGGUCCCGGGACUCCCCGGCCUCCUGCUCCCCGUCCCCGGAGUACUACGGCUCGGGCGGCUACCACAUGGCCGGCUCGCACCCCAUGCUGCACGGGGAACAAAGCUCCGUGCUCUGCAACAGAAAGAGAAGCGUCAACAUGACGGAGUGUGUGCCGGUGCCCAGCUCCGAGCAUGUGGCCGAAAUAGUGGGGAGGCAAGGCUGUAAGAUCAAGGCCCUGCGUGCCAAAACAAACACCUACAUAAAGACUCCAGUCAGAGGUGAGGAUCCAGUGUUCAUCGUGACAGGACGCAGGGAGGAUGUGGAGAUGGCCAAACGUGAAAUUGUGUCUGCGGCUGAGCAUUUUUCUAUGAUCCGGGCGUCCCGCUGCAAAGCUGGAGGUCCCGGAGGAGGAGGCUCCCUGCCCGGCCCUCCGCAUCUACCUGGACAAACCACCAUACAGGUGAGAGUUCCCUACAGAGUCGUCGGUUUAGUUGUUGGACCAAAAGGAGCAACAAUCAAGCGUAUCCAGCAGCAGACUCACACGUACAUUGUGACACCCAGUCGAGAGAAAGACCCGGUGUUUGAGGUGACGGGGAUGCCAGAGAACGUGGACCGAGCAAGAGAGGAGAUUGAGACGCACAUCACCCUGCGAACUGGAACCUUUGUAGACCUGCAGGGGGACAAUGACUUCCACACUAACGGCACUGAUGUCAGUUUAGAAGGCCUUGGCGCCUUAAGUGGAGGAUUGGGCGCAUCUUUGUGGUCCAGGGCCACGGGCCACCAUUCUGCCCCGCCUCCUCCUCCACCCUCCCCGCCCCCGUCUAUUCCCAUGUCCAUGCACCACUCCUCGAGCCGGAAGAUGUCCUCCUCAGUGGCAUAUCAUUCGCACAACGGCGGGAUGAGCUCCGAUAACUACAGCAGCAACCGAAAGGCCAACGAGGGAGGCAGCCCCACCAGCCCCUUCAGCACAGGCUCCAGCAGUGCUGGAGGUGGAUUCACAUUUGGGGGUGACUCAACCCCGGGACUGCCGUCCUCAGAGGAACUGGGCUUUGAGUUUAGUGCUUCCAACAUCUGGGCACCUUUUGUCAACGGUGGGGCAGGCAAUAAGACGGCUGCUUCCUCCCAGCAGCAGCAGCAGCAGCAGCAGCCUCUACGCCGCAAUAGUAGUGGCCUCAGUGGCGGCGCCAUCACUCCACGGUUGUCUCCGACUCUGCCUCAGGACACGGGCAUCAGCCCUCUGGAUCACCCGCUGGCCCGCCGAGCUCAGAGCGACCCCCUCAGCACUCUCUCCUGGCUGCAGUCGGGCAGCACGGGCGGCGGCUCCUUCUCAGGAGCUUCAAGCUCCAGCUCCGGCGGCUCGUCUACCGGCUACUCCUCCUGCUCGGCCUCCUCACUGCCCGGUGGCUCGCCCACCGACUCCGAAGGAUGCGGCAGCAACGUGGGCCUCAGCUCUGGGAUGCUGGGCCGCCUGAAAGGUGGCUCGGGCCCUGGGGUCGCCGGUCUGGUGGGCGUUAGCCCCGGGGUCAACAGGGACUGCUUUGUUUGUUUUGAGAGCGAGGUGACAGCAGCUCUGGUGCCUUGUGGCCACAACCUGUUCUGUAUGGAGUGCGCUGGGCAAAUCUGCCAGUCAGCUGAGCCAGAAUGCCCCGUCUGUCAUACUCCUACCACACAGUGCAUCCGCAUCUUCUCCUAAUGCCCUAGGCACUCGUGCGGGGGAUUAAAUAUAAGGUUUUCGGGGGGUAGCAAGGGUAUUUGAGUGGGGAACCAGCUGUGAUGGACACAAUGGAAAGAUUCACACUAAUAAAAUUCAAACACAUGAUGGACCAUUACUGCAUUUAUAAAGAUGAUGAUACUAUACGGAUGCUGAUAUGUUGCUGAUAACUGUCAAGAUUGAUAACAAUAAUAAUAAUAUUGACAAUGACUUAUUUUCAGAGGGAAGUGAAUGGCAGGUGGGACUCGGUCAGUCUCUCGGUGAUGAACUUAUGGAAGGAAACUAGUGUCUUAUCUCUCUUCAGGCCUUCAUUUCGACCUGGAGCAGCCCGCUCUGCUGGCUGCAGGUCUGUCUCCAUGUUUUCAUUCUGGCUUUUUCAGAUUUCUGCCUGCUUUCUCUCUCACAGCCUUUCCUUUUGACACUUUUGUACUUAACAGAUAUUUUUCAAUGAAGCUGUCAAUGAGGCCUGCACUUUUGUACUCCUGAUUUUAAAGUUAUUGAUAGGACGCAAGCCGUUCCAACAAAUCCUCCUUUCCUCUGUGCUAUCUCAUGGUUGUUUUUUUUUGUUUUGUUUUAAUGUGACAAUAAUUGAAAAGGUUCCUCUUUUAUUUUUGGAAGCUUGGAAUGUUUUUUUUAAGAGUCGGCAUUUUGUCAGGCACCUAGCAGAACACUACACUCAAGGGACCUUUUUGAGGAUGAAUUCCUGUUUCAUUGCCACACAAAAUUUAGCCAUCAGUAAAUAAGCCAAAUGAAUGCUAUUAAGAGACAUCUCUUCACUCCUGAUUCAGCUCAUAACAUGUUGGAUGAAUUGGGAUGACUUUGACCCACAUUUCAAAUGUGGAUAUUGCAUCAAUUGAUAAAUUAAUUAUCCUUUUUAAUAAGUGAGAGUACAAUUUAGUAAUGCUGAUGGAUCAUGGCUGUGGUCAGUAUGUUGUAUGUUUGGGCUGCCUGACAAUCCCUUUACAUCUGUACUACUUCUUCUUAGUGUGUAUGCGCUAGUGUGUUUGUGAGAGAAUAAUGCCCACUCAUACUGUAGUUCACGUGAGCGUCGGUGUGUCAUCACCAUGAGAGGAUCUGCUUUUGGCCCUUCAUUUCGUUCUGCCUUGUAAAAAAGGCAUCGCUCUGAUCCAUCCACACUAGAACGUUUCCUUCUCAUUAUGUGAACUGUUACACUUAAAUCUGCUCAUUUAGUGUUUAUUUUGUUUCAUAUUUUUGACUGUCUCGUGAGUGGCUAAUGACGUAUUUUAAAAUCUAGGAUAAGAUAGGGCUUUUCUAAUGCCACAUAAGAAUGUUUAGUCCAAUACGGUUAAGGAGAAAGACUGCUCCUCUCACAUGAAACUACGACAAGGGUCUUAAUUGACCUUUUUAUUUUCCAUGCACUGUAACCACCAGCCUCUCUAAGAAUGGGGAACAAAAAGAAAGGAAAUAAAAGCCCCCAGCUCUUACUGUUUUUGUUAGGUUUUGGUCUUCCACCCCUCUCUCACAGCAAAGCUGUAAGGCACUCGGAAAACACACUGUCGUACCCAUAUGGCGCUGUACUCUUGGCAAAAUGUAGUGCACUAUAUGGUUAGUAGUUUAUCGGUCCUGUGUUUCAUAGCAUUACAGAGUAACUCCAGUGAGGCAGGUGCACCCUGUUGUGUUAGACUUUUGUUUUUCUUUAGUUCGGUGUGAGUUUGCAGUAACUGCCUCCUAUAGUGUUAAUGUGACAUGAUUUUGGCAAUGUUGUGCUGGUUGCCGUUGGUGGCUCUUUUUCAACAUAUGUGGGAUCAUUUCAUCGGACGAGACAAGCCAUGACAACUGAACUAAAACGACACACCUAAUUCUCAAGGGCUUCCUCUGACUGCACAGACACAUAAUCACAUUUUCAGGCUCACAGUAGGAAGAAUCAACUUAUCCUUUAUGGCAGCUAGUAGCUAGGUCAUCCAGGGCUUCCAGACACUAUUAGUGUUCCAAUCCCAGCAGCUGCAAAAUGUUUUGCUUAUUAUUUUACUGAUCGUCCCUACUCUCAUUCAGAUCCUGUUGUGCAGGACACUGCAAGCACAGUUGUGUUGUCACAGAUGAAGACGGGCUGCAGGGAUUUGAUGUCAUGGAAUGAAUAGUGACCCUACACGAGUAAAGAAAAGGGCAGCUGCUGUUGUGCUUUGGUGCUUUGGUUAGUAUAACAUUAAACUUAUUCACUGUUUUGACUGUUUGUUUGCUACUUAUAGGACAAUGGUAGUAACCCAGCUGUGGCUCGAGUCCAGAGCUGUAGGAGAAACCUGUUAAGAGGCUGAACUGGUAGUCGUUGUGACGACCGGUCCAUGGUGCUUUGGUGCAAAUCCUUACUGAACCACAGAGAUUAACAAACCCAGUCGUUAAAGCAGGAAGCCAUUCAGUACUCACACUAACAUCUCCAGUGCACUGUAGACCUGACAGCACAACACCCUUUUUUACCUUUGGGCUUUCUUUGAUUUUCCUGUCUUUACUUCACUCUGAACGGAUGCAGGGCGGCAUAUGUGUGUGAGAGAACAGAUCUGUGAUGACUGUUGUGUGAGUCUGCUGAGGCCGCGCUCAAAGCCCUUCUUUAAACUGUCCAAGACGACGUGUUGAAGAAUAAAUGGUGUUGUAUUUACCGGACGGGUUCAGUGUGAAUCCUGGCGUUGAACCAGGAUGUUUAUGGCCAAUGAGAGAAUGUUGGGGUUAAUGUACAGUAGUUUUAAUUGUUAAAAAGGUACAUUUUUUAAUUUCAGAUUUACUGCUAAUUUUUAUUUUAUUUUUUUAGCCAAUUGUAUCCCCUCCCCCAAUUCCUUCCUAAAGGUUUGAAAACAGGGUUUCCUGAGGCAUGCUAGUCAGUGACCUCUGACCUUUUUUGUGAUUAGAGGGGGGAUGCAAAGAGAGCCACACCAGUAAGGGGUGACAGACUCCCUUUAAGCCUCUGCUCUCCUAUUUUUUGCUUUAAUUAUCUUUUGUAUGCAGAACCAAAAUGUAAAAUGUCAGCAAACUAGGUUUCAGGCCUAACCUGUGUGUAUAUACCCUGGAUACAAUCAAACGGGAUCUUGUUUUCUAAAGCAAAAUUACUUAAUUGAACAUAAGUGUAGUUUCUAAAGAACAUGUAUCAUUAUUUGUAAGUUAAUCAUGUGCAUGUCUUCAAGCCACCAUGGCAUUAGCUAAUGAUUCUUAAGAUGGGAAAAAUAAAUAAAAUAAAAAAAAAAAAAAAUUUUACACACAUUUUAUUUUUUACAAUUUAUUUGCUUACCUAAAUAUCCCAGACAAUAAUGUGACCCUUUUUAUUACUUCAAAUUUAUUUUUGUUUUCCAUUUUUUAUUUUCUUUAUUUCCUGUGUACUACAUAUAGGCAAUUUAUAACAAAAUGAGAAAAUUAUUGAAGAAAUUUUAAAAUUGAAAUAUAUUUUAUUUGAAAGUUUAUGGACCUUUUAGCCGUGAGCCGGAGAAAUUGUAUAAUCGUAUAAUUUGAGCUGACUUGACGGUUAUGAGAAAUGUAUCAAGAGUUUUAUUUUUUAUGCUUCUUUAAUAAAGUCUUUUGUUUUUUGUUUGUUUUUGUUUUGUUUUGUUUUGUUUCAUUUUUUACUGUAAAAAUAA
Messenger RNA from Cololabis saira (Pacific saury), 6030 nucleotides. RefSeq names its product RNA-binding protein MEX3A. The record is from RefSeq and is a predicted model, not a curated record. The transcript is spliced from 4 exons. Bases 461 to 2434 code for a protein of 657 amino acids. Lineage: Eukaryota; Metazoa; Chordata; Actinopteri; Beloniformes; Belonidae. Gene Ontology annotation, molecular function: RNA binding.